AUGUUCAUAGAGCACCUCCGCAAAGCGCACCUUGAUGGAGAUUGUGUCGUCGAAUCCUUCGAUGUCACUUCGCUCUACACCAACGUCUCCAUCGAUGCUACACUACAAGCAACAUCAGAGCUGCUUCUCGAACACCAGGCGACUCUUAACAUCGGUACAACUCUCACAGCUGGUGGUCCGCUAACAUCACGAUUUCGUGGCUAUCAAGGCUCCGAAGAAGGCGACGACGCCGAAACGUUAGCCAGAAUAAAGAUCAAUAACAAUCUUGGUUCUGCUCAAGGAAGUAGUACACAAUCAAACUCUACGAUGCCAAGAUUCAAAGAAGGUGCUAUCACUCUACCGGAUGUCAUGUCUACUCUCUGUGGUUGUAAGGCAUGA
Messenger RNA from Necator americanus (New World hookworm), 378 nucleotides. RefSeq lists its product as uncharacterized. Bases 1 to 378 code for a protein of 125 amino acids. Lineage: Eukaryota; Metazoa; Nematoda; Chromadorea; Rhabditida; Ancylostomatidae. The record is from RefSeq and is a predicted model, not a curated record. The transcript has 4 exons.